Molecule: messenger RNA, 1515 nt
Organism: Lactuca virosa
Lineage: Eukaryota; Viridiplantae; Streptophyta; Magnoliopsida; Asterales; Asteraceae
Source: the annotation of a GenBank genome assembly
AUGGCAGUUAUGAGACAUAUCACGACGGGGUCCGGAUCAGGAUCAGGACGGGGUGAUCAGGAGGCCCCAGUAGCACCUGAGAUUGUCGGCCAUGAGGGGCCAAUGUUGACCGAGGAUCGGGUCAGGGGGAUCAUCCACGAGGAGGUAGUCGAGAUUGUCCGGGGUCAGAUUCCGGAGUUGUUCGGGACUAUUAAGGCCGCUAUGAUGGAGUAUUUCGACGACAGAUAUGCAGCCCUCGCUGAGACAGCUGCCGCUGCAGCCACCGCGGCUGUAACAGCGGCAGGGGGAGGAGCGGGGCGAGUUUUUCAGUACAGGGACUUCGAUAACACGAAGCCCCCUACCUUUGAUGGGACGCAGGAUCCCAUCAAGGCGAUGAGGUGGAUCUCGGAUGUGGAGGGGUGUUUCUUCCCCUGCUCGUGUCCUACUGACCAGAAGGUCAGGUGUGCUCUGAACCUGCUAAGGUCCGGGGCCAAGGACUGGUGGAGACUUGCGACUGGGUCAUACACUGACGAACAGAGAGCUGCUGUUACUUGGGAGCAGUUCAGGGACAUGUUCCGCGCCCGUUACAUUCCGCCGGUCGAGCGGGAACGUUUGGCGCAGGAGUUUUUGAGUUUGAGACAGGAUGGGGAUUCGGUGAUGGAGAUCACCCGUAUGUUCACUGAGAGGGCGAUGUUUUGCCCGGAGUUUGCUUCUGAGCAGGCUCAGAUGACCCGUUAUCUGAGCAUGCUCAAGACUGACAUCCGUCAGUUUGUUGCCACCCAGCGAUGUGAUACUCUUCUGGAGUUGCAGGAGGCCGCUAGGCGAAGUGAGUUGGAGAUUGAGUUGCAGUUGAGGGAGCAGCGGCAGGCCCCGGCACAGUCACAGCCGGCGCCAAAACGGUCCAAGACCGCUGAUACCAGGACUGGGGGACAGCCAGGCCGCACUUGUGGGAAGUGCGGGAAGGCUCAUUCAGGGAUGUGUCGGACAGGGAGUGGGUGCCACCGAUGUGGCGAGCAGGGCCAUUUGGCCAGGGAUUGCAGGCAGCCGACUCCGACUUCCGGAGUCAGGGUUUGCUAUCAUUGUGAGCAGGUGGUCCAUAUGAGGGCCCAGUGUCCUCUGCUAGCCGCCAAGCCGGCACAGGCCCCAGCGCCGGCUACAUUGAGGAUCACGGAUGGGAGACCAGCCAGGGCAGAGCCUCCGAAGGCUCAGGGGCGUGCCUUCCAGCUUACAGCCGAGGAGGCCAGGGCAGCACCGGAUGUGGUUGCUGGUACGUUUUUAGUGAACUCCUUACCUGCCUUGGUCUUAUUUGACUCGGGGGCGAGUCGGUCCUUCGUAUCACAGUUAUUUAGUAGGGAGUUUAAUGCGCCAGUGGGCGAGUUAGAGUGUCCGUUGCGAGUGUCUAUCGCCAACGAACACGGGAUUUCUGCUUCUUCAGUGUAUCGAGGGUGUGACUUGGAGAUUUUCGGGGUGUCCUUUCCGAUAGAUUUGAUUCCGAUCCCCAUGGGGGAGGUGUGCGUGAUUGUUGGCAUGGAUUAG